GGCCGAUUCAUUCGCGGUCUCAGUCAGUUUUCGAGGUGGUGCUUUCGCGGUUGGUCGUGCUUUGAUUGAAUGUAGAUUACUAGGGAUUUAAUCGAAGCUUAAAAAAAAUAUUGGGAGUGAGAUAAAUGUGGUGAAAAGUGCUGAUAUCAAGUAAGGGUUGUGAUAUACAGUAGCCGCUGGAAUAGAAAAGGCAAAUCAAAUUUGCUACGUUGGUGCUGCAAUUGUGCGUGAUUUGUUGCGAUAAAGUGAAAAUAAGAGUGCUAAGCAGUUAUUAUAUUUAUAAAUAUAGAACUCCCGCAACCUACAUAAAGCUAAAAAAGAGUAUUUUCCAACUGUUAGCCUAGAAAUGGAUGGUGAUAGUGCUCAAUCAUUCUGCGAGUUCAAACAACAAGUGGCAGCCGUACCCCAGUAUGGAUUAAAGCUGAAGUUUAAUCACGUCUAUCCGGAAACCAGGAAUCAAAACCUGAAGCCCUCGUUUCGUCAAAUAUGGCCUAUACUUCCAAUGGCACUAAGGUACAUUCCGUACUACUGGAAAGUAUCACGGGAGGGACGCCAGGUGCUGAUGGACUACUGGUACACCGAGAACGGAAAGCAGAUCUAUGGAGCCCCACUGGGGGGUAUUGGCGCCGGUACGAUUGGACGAGGUUUUGCCGGCGAAUUCUGUCGCUUCCAACUCAGACCGGGUCUGUACGAGUACAACACAGUGCACGCGAAUCAAUUCAUCGUCACCAUUAAGGACGAGAACAACGUGACGAUAUUUCAGAGCUUACUUUCGUCGUACAGUCGCCCCAAAACUCCACUGGCCAGCUGGGAAAGCCACAUCAACCCCUCCAAGUGCAACUACACAGCCCUGUACCCGCGGGCUUGGUCCGAGUACGAUCUUAGCGAGCACGGCAUCCGGCUGGUGCAGCGCCAAAUCUCGCCGAUAAUUCCCCAUGACUACAAGGAAAGCUCUCUGCCGGCGGCCGUUUUUGUGUGGACCGUUGAAAACAUCUGUGGCAAGGAUCGACAGGUUACGAUAACAUUCACGUUCAAGAAUGGCACCGGCAAUCGGAAGCUUGAUGCCGAGGGUAACUGCGAAACGGAGUCCUUCAGCCACGGGUCCGCUAAGGGCGUCAGUAUUAAACAGUCAAUUGCCGAUAUGAAGUGCACCUAUUGUGUGAGCUGUAAAACUUCGUCGGAAAUCAACAUGACGUGGUGCGAGAAGUUCGACCCGGCUGGGAACGGGGAGAAACUGUGGAACGAUUUAAAGGAAAACGGGAGCCUAACGGAAAAAUCGGAUGACGAAACUUUGAAAGGCAAAGACGUCGCUGUUGCAGUUAGUGCACAAAUUCUGGUGCAUUCUGAAAGCAGCUCCGAGUUGGAAUUUGCUGUAGUCUGGGAUAUGCCAAAGAUUCAUUUCACCAAAAAGAUGAAGGAGCAUUUUAAAUAUUACACCAAAUAUUUCGGUACCAGCGGCGAUGCUGGUCCGGUUAUUUCCGACUACGCCCUGAAAAACUACGCAAAGUGGGAAACACUGAUCAACGAAUGGCAGCGGCCUAUUCUAGAAGAUAGUGACCUGCCCGCUUGGUACAAAAGUGCUAUAUUUAAUGAACUGUACUACAUCGCUGAUGGCGGCAGCGUCUGGUUGACUGUGGACGAUCCCGAGAUAUCAUAUGACGACCCUAGACUAGCAUACGGACGGUUUGCAUAUUUAGAAGGUCACGAGUAUCGAAUGUACAAUACAUACGAUGUUCAUUUCUAUGCGUCGCACGCGCUGGCGAGUCUGUGGCCAAAUUUACAAGUCAGUUUACAGUAUGAUUAUAAGGACACAAUCUAUCGGGAGAUAACUGAGGGACGAAAACAUCUGUACGACGGUAAGGUGAUCCCGAGGAAAGUAAAGAAUUCGGUUCCACAUGAUUUGGGCGAUCCAGGCGAGGAACCGUUCGAGCUGAUUAACGCCUACCCGAUCCAUGACGUUUCCGAGUGGAAAGAUCUGAACACCAAGUUCAUUCUGCAGGUGUACCGUGAUUACCACACGCUCAAUCAGUACGCCCAGUUGAAUGCGGAGAACGCAAGUAAAUUCAGUUCCAUUGAGUUCAUCGACAAGGAGAGUAUGAGUGAGAUGUAUAUACAGGAUAACCGAAACAAAAUAUCACCGGAUGGAAAGGACCAGAACCGCAAGUCGGCUUCGAUGUACAUCAACGAAACUAACGGAAAGGUUUAUCUGAUGGAUGCAAUGACUUAUCUGAAGAGUAUGUAUCCAGCUUGUAAAUUGGUGCUAGAGAAGACCCUCGAGUGGGACAAAGAUAAUGACGGGCUAAUUGAGAAUAGUCGUACUCCGGAUCAAACCUACGACACGUGGGUUAUGGAAGGGCCGAGCGCAUACUGUGGGGGAUUGUGGCUAGCAAGCUUGCACUGUAUGUCAGUGAUGGCAAACAUACUGGAUCAAUCAGAGGAUUGUAUAAAAUACCGUCAACUGUUGGAAAAGGGCAAAGCUUCAUUUGAAGAGAAGCUGUGGAAUGGAUCGUACUACAAAUUUGAUGCACAGAGUACUUCGAAAAACUCGAUCAUGUCGGAUCAGCUUUGUGGCCAUUGGUACUUGCGAUGCUGCGGCUUCGAUUAUGAAAUUGUACCGAAGGAAAAUGUUCGAAUUGCACUGAAAACAAUCUACGAUAAUAAUGUGAUGCGAUUUUGCGGCGGAACUAGCGGUGCGGUCAAUGGAUACGUGCCGAGUAAUCAACCGAACAAGGAUGGUAGAGUGGACAUUUCUACGGUCCAAGGGGAGGAAGUGUGGACCGGAGUAACGUACGCUCUAGCAUCGACCAUGAUCCACGAGGGGAUGUUCACCGAGGCGUUCCAAACCGCCGGAGGUCUGUAUCAAACGCUUUCUGAAAAAAUUGGCAUGAAUUUCGAAACUCCGGAAGCUCUGUACGCGGAGAGGCAUUAUCGUGCUAUCGGAUACAUGAGACCACUCAGCAUUUGGUCCAUGCAAACUGCGUGGAAACAGAAGAAACAGAAUAGAGACUAAUUCGAAGGCAGUCCGAUUCGUUCAUGAACAAGUAUUUUCAAACAGAGUUUCUCGUAGUUGAGCCUAGUAUAAGUAGAAUGUUUUUACGGAAAAGAGCUAAGCUUGCCAUACGCAAACGGAUGGUUUUGGUGUAGAUAAAGACAACAUUCAAAUGCUGUCAAAUGGUGAUGAUAGAUCCUCUUUAUUCCCAUUUAUCUCCGCUGCUGACCGAACGUCGUGCUUAUAAUGCGGUAUUAGUUCAUAUUUAAACAAAAUAACGCCUAUCAUGGAAGGUAAUCACAAAUGAAACUGUGACAAUUGCUUAGAAAAGUAUAAAUUGAAAUCUAAACUCUAAUCGCAAAGCGGAAGAUACCUGUAUUCGUGUUUGUAUGUGUGUAUAGUUAGGGGUAAAUAUUAGUGAAAGCACACGUGUAUGUGAAUGAUUAUAAAGGACUAUACGGGAUGAUUUGCGCGGUUGUGCAGGUGUAUUUGUGCGUGUCUGUGUGUGCCGUUUACCCGUUUUCCUCACAAAUGUUUCAAUGAAUCCAACUCAAUGUACAAACAGCAAGCAGCAAUCGAUGCACUUUAACACGCAUAAGCCAAAUCCAUCAUCCAAACAUUGGCUAUAAAUUUAUUUCUAACAAGACUUCUAAGAUUUAUUCUAGUUUGUUCCAUUUUUUUCACUACUUGUAUUUUUUCAGCUCCUAAUUAUUUCUCUCCUAGACUCGUACACAUUACCUAAAAGCUCUUCCAUCGUGUACCCCAAUAAACUUUCGAAAUUUCGAUCUGGAAGACAAACGUAAGAGAAUCAAAAAUCCAUUAAAUUAAACUGUUGAUAAUAGGGUAGAGUAGGACAUAUCCUAUUUUGAUUGAUUUAUAUGUUCCACUGUCAAGAAGCUGUAUUUAACAAAAAUUACAAUACGUGUUAUGUUAUAAAGGACCAACUUAAUUUUAGAACCGAUAAUAAUCGUUAGUAUUCCGUGCUUAAUAUGACCUCUAUCUCUAGUUAUUCUCGUAAUGUAAACUAAUAUUCAUUUUAAACAUAUAUUGAAAGUGUUAACAUGCUGUCAAGAGCAAAUAUACAAGAAAGAGUGAUGACCAAAGUAGACCCCUUCCUCUCAACGCUCCUCUUGACAAACCAAUUAAAACGUUAUCACGUGUGAAAUCACAAAUUUUUUGACAAAGUCAACCAUAUAUGCAUUUAAAUAUUAUAUUUGUAGUACUCUAUAUAGGCCCACUGGUUUUGAAGUUUACAGAAACUCUAAAAAUAUAAAUUUGGGACAACCAUGCUAUCGGAACUCAGAACACUAUAGCAGAGUGGAAUCAAAAAAUUGACUUUGACAAAAAAAAUACAAAACCGACAAAGGAAUAGAGAUGAAUGAACCUUUUAAUUAGUCGCAAGCACAAAUAGCUAACCAUGCAUAUAGAUUUGAUCAGAACAACUAUCUAAAACUUCGUUUGAAGUGCGCAAGGUUAGCCGAUUAGCCAAUUAGACCUAAUGUGAAACCACGUGCUGCAGCUGCUGCAAUAUUCAGCGUUUAUAAAACGUAUAUUUUUAUAAUCAUUGUUCUAAAUCCAAAGUAUGCUCAGGCACACAACCAGAUGUGUAGAUAGGUUUAUUGCAUCACGCAUGGUGUCUUCUCCAUGGCCUAAUUCAUGUACAAUGCUGAAGCUGGAAGCUAAGCUUACCAACUCUUGCUAAUAUACGCUACUGAGCGCUAUUUAUUCGUAUUCAAUUUAGUGUUAAAACCCCGAUGCAAUAAAUGGCCCUUACGACGUUAUGUUCUAAAUGUGACUAGUGAAAAAAAAGAUCAAUAUUUAAGAUAAUAAUAUGCUAUCAUGUGGUAGAUCCUGCGUUA
Wyeomyia smithii (pitcher-plant mosquito) is the source of this 4848-nucleotide messenger RNA. Its product is annotated as non-lysosomal glucosylceramidase. NCBI's taxonomy places the organism in Eukaryota, Metazoa, Arthropoda, Insecta, Diptera, Culicidae. Bases 347 to 3010 code for a protein of 887 amino acids. Gene Ontology annotation, cellular component: membrane. Gene Ontology annotation, biological process: glucosylceramide catabolic process; carbohydrate metabolic process. The record is from RefSeq and is a predicted model, not a curated record. The transcript has 8 exons. Gene Ontology annotation, molecular function: beta-glucosidase activity; glucosylceramidase activity.